Heterobilharzia americana is the source of this 1542-nucleotide messenger RNA. NCBI's taxonomy places the organism in Eukaryota, Metazoa, Platyhelminthes, Trematoda, Strigeidida, Schistosomatidae. The record is from the annotation of a GenBank genome assembly.
AUGACCCUGUCUAAUUCCGCGCAGUUCGACAUUUUCGAGAGUAACUGUGCAAUUAUGUUGACAAAAGUUUGCUGUCUUGGAGCAGGUUAUGUUGGUGGAUCCACAUUGUCAAUUAUAGCCCAUUACUGUCCAGAACUACAAGUCACUGUUGUUGACACAUCCGUUGAACAAAUUAAUUUGUGGAACUCAGAUACACUUCCAAUAUACGAGCCAGGACUGGAUGAAAUUGUUAAGUUACAUCGUGGAAAGAAUUUACACUUUUCCUCAGAUAUCGACAAAGCAAUAGAUGAAGCGGAUAUGAUUUUUAUUUCCGUGAAUACGCCUACAAAAAGUUGGGGUCUUGGAAAGGGUCGAGCAACUGACCUGACUAAUUUAGAAGCUGCCGCCCGACGUAUAGCUAAAGUCUGUCGACGACCAAAAGUGAUAGUAGAAAAAAGUACAGUACCAGUCAAAGCAGCAGAAACGACAGGUGCAAUUAUUCAUUUUGAAGCGAAAUUGCAUCAAAAUAACUUCAGUUAUUCAGUUAAUGGUGAUGAGUGUAAUGGUGAUCUGAAAAAGAAAUGUAGAUUAACUGAAUUCGUCGUACUAUCCAAUCCAGAAUUUUUGGCUGAAGGUACCGCUGUCAAUGAUCUGUGUAAUCCAGAUCGAAUUUUAAUUGGUGGUGAUUCACACUCAACAUCUGGUAAAUUAGCCAUUGAAAUGCUACGUUGGAUAUACUUACAUUGGGUACCUCAAGAACGUAUACUAAUCACAUCUACAUGGUCAUCUGAAUUAUCUAAACUGGCUGCCAAUGCUUUUCUUGCCCAACGUAUUAGUAGUAUAAAUGCAAUUUCAGCUAUUUGUGAACAGACAAAUGCAGAUAUUAAAGAAGUUUCAAAAGCUAUCGGUACAGAUCAUCGAAUUGGAGCAUAUUUCCUAAAUGCUAGUCUCGGAUUUGGUGGUAGCUGUUUUCGUAAGGAUAUUUUAAGCUUGGUGUACAUAUCAGAGACAUUAAAUCUACCAGAAAUUGCUUCUUACUGGUAUUCUGUACUACAAAUGAAUGAUUAUCAAACUGAAAGAUUUACGCGUAAUGUUAUCGAAAAAUUGCAUAAUACUUUAAAAGGAAAGCGAAUCGCAAUAUUCGGUUUCACAUUCAAGGCGGAUACACACGAUACAAGAGAUAGUCCUGUGAUACUAGUCUGUAAUCAGCUACUACAAGAACAAGCUGAACUUGCUAUCUAUGAUCCCAAAGCCUAUCAUAAACAAAUUCAGUCAGAUUUACUAGUCUGUAAUAGUAAAGAUACAAUCAAUAGAUUAGUCCAUGUAUGUUCCACUCCAGAAGAGGCGGUAACUGAUGCCUAUGCCAUCCUUAUAUGCACAGAUUGGAAAUGUUUUCAUGAGUAUAACUAUGAAGAGUUUUAUCGCCUUAUGGGUAAACCAGCAAGAAUAUUUGAUGGACGCCUUAUGUUAAAUCAUAAACACUUGGCACAAAUUGGCUUUAUUGUUGAAGCUAUAGGUGUUGCAUCUGAAAGCUUUUCAAUAAAUGGUUAUUCUGUAAAAUAA